AUCAGUUCCUUUCAUUCGACCUUUUCUUCACUAUUUUACAGUCCACAGUUACAAAGAUGACCUGCUUAGACUCACAGUCAAGAACCCCAUCUCGUCUUCUUCCCUCAAAAAGACAGUAAAAGGACCCUGCAGUCUGAAGAAGAAUAGUGUGAAAUCAUACCUGAAACAUUUACAAUGAGUAACAGCUUGUUACAUAGUCAUUAUUCGAGUGGUGGAAUCCCAUCAGAGAUUGCUGAGAAUCUAAAAGAUUUGUUUCCUGAGGAUGGCGAUUUGAGCUAUGAAGAAGUUCUUUUGCAACAGGAAACUGUUUACUUAUCAUUUCAAGCAAAUGGGAAAAACAAGAAUAUGAGCUCUGAAUACGGUCAGACCAGUAACGGGCAUCAGUUAUCAGCACAAAAGAGUGAUUCUUCUCAAAGCCCUGAAUCACAGUUGGCUCUGGAUGAAGCUAUAGCUAGAUCAUUGCAGUUGGGGGAUGAUUUUGAGGAUUACUGUAGAGAUGAGCUUAAUUCUACUGUGGCUGGCAUCAGGGAAUCCCCUCCUAGAGAAUCACCUCCGGUCAGGGUUGAGAAUCCGAACACGAGGAGACAAGAUGAUAUUGAUCCAGAUAGUAUGACCUAUGAGGUUAUUUACACAGAUAAGUCUUGCUCUUCUAUCUUUUGCCACCAUGUGAGUUUUCUUAUAUUCCAUUUCGAUUGUCUUCUUUCAUUUUUGGUAGGAAUUGCAGUUUUUAGGAGAAACUGUUGGCCAGCAGAGCAGAGGGCUUUCACAAGACCUCUUAAGUCGUUUACCAACUUUCAAAUACAAGACUGGAUUCUUCUCAAAGAAAAAGAAAAUGGGAGAGUGUGUUAUAUGUUAUGCUGCAUACAAAAGCGGAGAUAUGUUGACCACUUUGCCUUGUGCACACAUGUUUCAUUCAGAAUGUAUUAACCGCUGGCUAAAAGAAAGAAAGAACUGCCCCCUCUGUUCUGAAGAGGUGAAAGAUGAAUGACUUUGCAGAUCCAAUGCCUUGUUGCUCAACUGAUCUGCCUUCAAAUAUCACUUUUCGUUCAUGUAAUAGAGUAUCAGCCUCCUUUAAAGACUUAUAUUUGGUUUGUAAAUAGCCUUCUGGUUUGAUUCCCCAUAUUUCACUAUCUGGACAUAUGAAUGAGACCGUUAAGCAAACUAAACUGUCUAGUCCUGCUCUUGGUAUCAGCAUAUCUUGCUAGACAUUGACUU
This is a messenger RNA of Solanum verrucosum, 1215 nucleotides long. RefSeq names its product E3 ubiquitin-protein ligase BIG BROTHER-like. Gene Ontology annotation, molecular function: ubiquitin conjugating enzyme binding; ubiquitin-protein transferase activity. The record is from RefSeq and is a predicted model, not a curated record. NCBI's taxonomy places the organism in Eukaryota, Viridiplantae, Streptophyta, Magnoliopsida, Solanales, Solanaceae. Gene Ontology annotation, biological process: negative regulation of organ growth; protein ubiquitination. The coding region runs from base 175 to 927 and encodes 250 amino acids. The transcript is spliced from 8 exons.